AUAUAAAAUCAAAAUUGUCCAUAUAUACCUGCACAGCUAGCUACCUUUUCCAAAUGGUCCAUUCAAGAGAGGAAUCAAUGAGCAACAGUAGUAGUGCUGUGAAAAUGAUGCACGCGGUUCACUACGAUGCCUAUGGCGGAGAAUUGAAGCAUGUUGAAGUUUCCAUUCCUACUCCAAAGAAAAAUGAAGUUCUACUGAGAUUGGAAGCUAUCAGUAUUAAUCCAGUUGAUUGGAAGAUUCAGAACGGUCUUCUUCGCCCUUUGAUACCUCGAAAAUUUCCUUACAUUCCUUGUGGUGAUGUAGCAGGAGAGGUAGUAGAGGUUGGAUCACUAGUAAAAAAUUUCAGAGUUGGCGACAAAGUCAUUGCUAAACUCACUCUUAAAUAUGGAGGUGGAUUGGCUGAGUUUGCUGUGGCCACUGAGAGGUUAACAGUUGCUAGACCAUCCCAAGUCUCAGCUGCUGAAGCUGCAGGUAUACCUGUGGCUGCUCUCACAGCUCAUGAUGCAUUCACUCAAAUUGCAGGACUCAAGCUUGAUGGAACUGGAACUGGCCAACACAAGAACAUUUUAAUCACUGCUGCUUCAGGUGGUGUGGGUUCCUAUGCUGUUCAACUCGCUAAACUAGCAGGGAACACCCAUGUGACAGCCACUUGUGGAGCUCGCAACAUUGAUUUGGUUAAGAGCUUAGGUGCUGAUGAGGUUCUUGACUACAAGACUCCACAAGGGGCAACACUGAGGAGUCCAUCUGGGAGGAAAUAUGAUGUGGUCAUACAUUGCACAAUUGGAAUUCCUUGGUCAACUUUUGAUCCUGUUUUGACUAAAACUGGGGUUGUGGUUGAUUUAACACCUGGUGUGGCCACAUUCAUUAGUUCUUCCAUGAAGAAACUUUUUUUUCCCAAGAAGAAACUGGUGCAAUUUAUCCUAGACAUCAAAGGUGAGGGUAUGGAACAUCUAGCUCAAUUGGUCAACGAUGGGAAACUCAAGACCAUUAUUGACUCUAAGUUUCCUUUGAGCAAAGCUGAAGAUGCUUGGGCUAAGAGCAUUGAUGGCCAUGCUACUGGAAAAAUCAUCGUGGAGCCAUAAUAGCUAGGUGCUCGAUCCCAGUUUGCCUGGAUCAGUUGUAUGUUUCUAGUUUCAACUUUCAACUAAUUAAUUAUGUUUAGGUGUUUGCUGUGGUGCCCGCAUUUUUCAACAUGGGUAGGUACAGGAAUUUGACUGACCACUAGUAUUUAAGCACAUGAUCUGAACUUACAUAGUGUUUUAAUAUAUCCUUAUACUUUCAUUAAUUGUGAAAUAGCCCCAAUUUUAUUUUACUAUUUAAUACAUGACCCUAGUAAAAUUGAGGUUGCCUCAGUUAAAAACAUUUUCACCAUUUGCUUCUGGAAUCAACUCGCGAGGACGGAGAAGAUGAGCAUGGCUGUGAACCAUUAGCGAGCUGACUCGAUCCUCCACUUCUGUUCGCUUCUUCAUCUUAUUUCCUCCUCAUUCGUUCGCUGAGUUAAGUAGGUGUUACAUGAAGAUCAUGACAUCCCAAUCACAUAGCUCCCCAGGAUCUUGUAGUCAUGUUGAUUAUGAAAGGUUAUGCAAAUGUGGUCUGUUAGCUUCGUUUAGGACAUCCUGGACAGAAUUUAACUAUGGACGUCGUUUCUAUAAUUGUCCUGCAAUGAAGUGUGACUAUUUUGUCUGGGUUGAUCCUCCUCGACGCAUCCAACAACGAACUAGUAGACAACCAAGGAAUCAAGCGAGUACAUGUUUUGUUAAUCCAGUAGCUGAAGAAGAAGAGAAUAGUGGCCAUGAGAAUGAAGAUGCCAAAAUUAAAAAACUGGUGGAUGGAAUGAAGUCCAGGGACCAAAUGUUGUUGACCGUAGUUUUUGGAAUUCUUGUGGUGGUCCUAAUUACGUUAUUGCUUGUAAUUUUGAAGUUGUAAUUGUUGUGUUUAUUGUCUUCGAAUUCUUGUAUUAGACUAAGUGUGGAUUAUGCUAAAUUUUAGCAUUUUGGUGCUUAAGUA
Lotus japonicus is the source of this 2007-nucleotide messenger RNA. Its product is annotated as quinone-oxidoreductase QR1, chloroplastic-like. NCBI's taxonomy places the organism in Eukaryota, Viridiplantae, Streptophyta, Magnoliopsida, Fabales, Fabaceae. Bases 54 to 1082 code for a protein of 342 amino acids. The record is from RefSeq and is a predicted model, not a curated record. Gene Ontology annotation, molecular function: oxidoreductase activity. The transcript is spliced from 6 exons.